AUGACUGGUGGGUAUGACAAAGAAGAGAAAGCAGCUAGGGCUUAUGAUCUUGCUGCAUUGAAGUACUGGGGAACAUCCACCACCACAAAUUUUCCUAUUAGUAACUAUGAGAAGGAAGUGGAGGAAAUGAAGCACAUGACAAGACAAGAAUUUGUGGCUGCCAUUAGAAGGAAAAGUAGUGGGUUUUCAAGAGGCGCAUCAAUGUAUCGUGGAGUUACAAGGCACCAUCAGCAUGGAAGAUGGCAGGCAAGGAUUGGAAGAGUUGCAGGAAACAAAGAUCUUUAUUUGGGAACUUUCAGUACGGAAGAGGAAGCAGCAGAAGCGUACGACAUAGCAGCGAUAAAAUUCCGGGGUCUAAACGCAGUGACGAACUUCGACAUGAGCCGUUACGACGUGAAGAGCAUUUUGGAGAGCAACAGCCUUCCCAUCGGCGGUGGGGCCGCCAAACGCCUCAAAGAAGCCCAGGCAAUUGAGUCCUCCAGAAAACGCGACCAAAUGAUUGCCCUCGCCGCCGGAGCCGGAGCCGGAGCCGGAGCCUCCACCACCUUCCAC
Molecule: messenger RNA, 552 nt
Organism: Momordica charantia (bitter melon)
Lineage: Eukaryota; Viridiplantae; Streptophyta; Magnoliopsida; Cucurbitales; Cucurbitaceae
Source: RefSeq, a predicted model, not a curated record